UAUCGCACUCGUCUGCCAUCCCUAACGGCACGCACUACAAUUUUUUCGUACUUGUUUGGUUAAUUUUUUUAAGGCAGGUAAAUUAAUUAGGAUCAAAUCAGGAUGGGCAAACGGCGGACACAAUCCCUGCUUGACUCGAACUCCAGCGACAGCGACUCGGAGUCGGACACCAAUCUGGAAUCGGACCUCAUGUCGCUGGCCAAGAAGCGGAAGAAGCCACAGGCCACGGCCAAGGCGAGCUCGCGCUCCGACUCAGACUCCGACUGGGCCAACAACAAGGCUGGCGCUCCGUCAUCCAAGAAGAAGAAGCGCCAGAAGAAGGCUAGUCGAGACUCUAGCUCUUCGGAGUCCAACUGGGACGAUGACAGCCAGGAUGAGGAAGAGCAGCGGCCGCAGCCGCAACAGCAACAGCAGAAUCCACCUGCUCAGGCCGAGGUGAAGGCGCCCGUGGAGCAACCGCAGGCGGCACAGCUUAGCGAACAGGAGGAGGGCGAGGUGUCCGACAGCGAUUCCGACAAGUCUAAAUCCAAUUCCUCCUCCUCCGGCUCCGACUCGUCCAGCUCCUCGUCCUCCAGCUCAGAUUCCGAGUUCGACGAUGGCUUCGAUGACGACCUCAUGGGCGACGAGGAGGACCGGAAGCGACUCAACGGCCUGUCAGAAAAGGAGCGCGAAACAGAGAUCUACAAGCGCAUUGAGCAGCGCGAGAUCAUGCGCACUCGGUGGGAAAUCGAACGCAAGCUAAAGCUAGCCAGGCGGGGCGAGAAAAACCAGGAGAAGUCCAAGACAAAGGGCGAGCGGGCCAAGAAGAAGAAGGAGAAGCGCGAGAAAAAGGCGAAGAAGGCCAGAGAAGCGCAGCCUCCCUCACAGCCUCAGGCCUCCACAUCUGCGCUGUCAGAGGCAGAACCCAAGACUAGCGUCGAGGUGAGGUCCGCGAGUCCGCUAUCCUCGCCAACCCACAACCGAGAGAUGGCAUCCACCUCGGCGGCAGUGGCUAGCAUUCUGCAAGAGGAUCAGGGAGCUGCUGCCGGAGUGGCCGAUUACUUUGAUCACAAGGAGCGGUCCAAGGAGCGAAAGAAGAACGUUGAAGCCAACAAGACGGACGAUAAGAGGAGCAAUGCCAUGGCCUUGCUGAAGGCCAAGCGUGAGGGCAAAGCCAAGAGGGAGGAAGAGGAAGCCAAGCGUAUGGCUGAAAGGGAUCGGGAUGAGGACAAGGAGGAGCUGGAAAGCGUCUCUGGCUGCAAAUCAGCCGUUAAGCUGAAAGCCUCUGAGAUCUACUCCGACGACUCGGGCAGCAGUGAUUGGGAUGAGGAGGAGAAGCCCACCGGUAAACGGUCAAGAUCCAACAGUAGCAAAGCCUCGAGCGAAUCUGAGGAUGACGAGAAGGCCCCCAAGAGUCCCGUGUUUAUAACCACCCGCGAGGAUCUGAACAAGCUGCGCCUUUCGCGCUACAAAAUGGAGCGUUUUGUGAACUUGCCCAUCUUCGAGAGCACCGUGCUCAACUGCUUUGUGCGGAUCAGCAUUGGGAACAAUGGCCAGAAGCCUGUGUACCGCGUGGCCGAAAUUGUGGGCGUCGUGGAGACGGGUAAGAUCUACAGCCUGGGGACCACACGCACCAAUCGCGGACUGCGACUCAAGCAUGGAACACAGGAGAGGGUGUUUCGACUGGAAUUCAUCUCGAACCAGGAGUUCACCGAGAACGAGUUUAACAAGUGGCACGAGGUGUGCCAGCAGUCGCAUGUCCAAAUGCCCACCAUCGACCUCAUUGCGAUCAAGCAGGCGGACAUCAAGAAAGCGCUGAACUACGAGUUCAAGGACGAGGACGUGGACAAGAUUGUGGAGGAAAAGAAUCGCUUCCGCAACCGGCCCACGAAUUACGCUAUGAAGAAGACGUGCCUGAUGAAGGAGCGCGAUGCGGCCAUGCUAAGAGGUGACUACGAUAUUGCCCAGGAUCUGGGCACGCAGAUCGAUGAGCUGGAGAGCCGGGCCUCCGAGUUGGACAAGCGGAGAUCGCAUACGCUGAACCUCAUCUCCUACAUCAACGAUCGCAACCGAAAAAAGAACGUGCAGGAUGCCGAGAAAGCGAUUAUGGAGGAGGCGCGGGCCAACAAGGGCCAGAAGAUUUCGGACCCCUUCACGCGACGAAUCACUCAGCCACGCAUGGGCUUCAAGGGUACCAAGAAGGACGACGAGGACAUGCUGCAGGCGCCGCUGCCACCGCCACCGCCGGGAAAAAAGCGGCCCAGCGAGGCAGGCCCGUCGAGUGCCAAUGCCAGGCCGACAGACUCCAAGGACUACAGCCUUUACUCACUGCAUGACUUUGACAUCGACUUGGAUGUGCCGCUGCCGGUAAGUACGAAUGCAGUGCCAAAGCCGGCCAAUAAACCAGCGGAGACCGUCUCGAAGCGGUCCCUGAACCUGGAGGACUACAAGAAGAAGCGCGGCCUUAUCUAGGAACUGCACUACACAUACUGACAACGCCUCACACGUUUGUGUCCUAGUUGAGUGUAGUGCCUACAAUUGACCACAGCGAACAUUUGUUAAUGCAACGACCAUUAUCCCAAACCAAGCGAUGGGCGGCAGAUCCACUUUGCGUUUUAGUUACAGUUUAAAUAUGUGCGUAUCCCGAUCGGGGAUACACUUCCUGUUUGUGUUUGUACGGUAAGAAUCACUUAACUUAGCGAAAAUUCACAAGGCCAGCAGCACAGCGCAAUGCAGACAGACAAACGAACAGCAGUUAGAAUUCCUAUGCAAAUAGGGAACUCAUUACAUAAUAAAAUUAGAUUGAUAAUGUUCUAUUGUAAUUUUAAUAGCGGUUAAGUUCAAAAGUUGUAUUACAGCCCAGCCCGAUUAUAUAUAUAUAUAUUCAAGCCGAUGUUUAAUAAAUUAAAAACUAACAUAAUUUAUACAGGACUAGCUAACACAGCGAAAACUCAAUUGUUUACUCAGGCAGGAGAUUCCAAGGACAAUUAUACAUAAAACAGGCUGAUUAAUCGGGAUGCGAGAUAUGUAUCCGUUGGUUGUAACCGUUCAAUGCUGUAUUAACUUUAGGCAAGGUUCAUGUAGCAACAGCAUUCACAUACUUAAAUAUACACAUAUACAUAAAUAAUUAUUAUUUAUAAUAAAGAAAGCAACCAGCCGUUGUCGGUGGAGUUAAAUAUAGAAAUAAUCAAUUCAAAAA
This is a messenger RNA of Drosophila kikkawai, 3178 nucleotides long. RefSeq names its product RNA polymerase-associated protein Rtf1 (gene Rtf1). Lineage: Eukaryota; Metazoa; Arthropoda; Insecta; Diptera; Drosophilidae. Gene Ontology annotation, molecular function: RNA polymerase II C-terminal domain phosphoserine binding; DNA binding. Gene Ontology annotation, cellular component: Cdc73/Paf1 complex. The record is from RefSeq and is a predicted model, not a curated record.